GAAGAAUCGACGCGUAUCGUUCACUCUCUUUCCCUUACCGUCAUCUCCGUCCCCAGUGCACCGUGCUCCAUUCAUCUCUUGACGCAACAGGCCCUUCGCGAAUCGUCUACUUUGGAAUGCCCUCUAUCAUGCGAUCAAUCCUUCUUGCCUUGCAGGCCGCUUCACUCCUUACCCUUUCGGGUUUGUCCCCCGCGCCUCUGGUCACUGUCAACGCGUCACCUCUGCCUGGUGCUUCGUCCAUAUCCUCAAAGAUCUCGCCUAGCUCGCUCCUCGCUCCUCGUGUUCUGACUAAGCACGCCGACGCUGAUCUUGCUCCUCGCGUCUCCCCCGUGCUCCUAUCUUCUCUCGAGCGCCGCCAGACCGAGGACGCUGUCGUUCAACGCUUCCGUCAAUAUGCAGCCACCGCCACCAAGCACGAUAAGAAAUUUAAGGAUCUCGCAGCUAAGGCCAAGACUGUCUCGCCGGACGAUAAAGAGUUCCCGAGGAAUGCCAGAUUGGCCUGCUUCGACAAGAAUAACGAUAUUCAGCAAUACCUCAAAAUCAUUGUCAACGCGCACAAGAGCAUUCUCCAGUCUGUCGUCGUGAUUGUGGCUGGGAUUCCCGUGCUAGGUCCCUUGCUUGCACCCCUUCUGUACGACAUCAAGUGUAUUGUCGACAAGAUCCUCGACAUUGUCGAAAACCUUAUCGACUGCUUAUUGAAUCUUCUCGGCCCCCUCGUGCAACAACUUUUGCCUGGAGUGAGCGACCUGCUUUGCCAGUUGAAGCUGUGUCUGCUCUAG
This is a messenger RNA of Mycena citricolor, 779 nucleotides long. NCBI's taxonomy places the organism in Eukaryota, Fungi, Basidiomycota, Agaricomycetes, Agaricales, Mycenaceae. The record is from the annotation of a GenBank genome assembly.